UUUUCUCCCACAAACAAUCCACUACUACGACUACUACAAAACAAGGUUCCAUAAUUGUUUCAGGAUCCAAAGCAAAAGCAAAGUAAAUGGCUCAAAACUCAGAACCUGCUUUUCCCCUUCACCUCUGUUUCUUCCUACUUACUCUGUUCACGUUCCUUGGUUUCUCAUGGUACUCAAACUACGAGCCAAUAAUGGAAAGCAUCAUGGACCAAAUGAAGCUGGUCCUAAUGGUUUCCCCACUGGUUCUUCUGCUGGUCGUCCACUUCGUUUGCAACUAUGGAGAUGGAGGAGUCUUGUCUUCCCUGAUUCCGUUGCCGGAGAAAGAUUCUCUUCACAGAGCAGGUGGAACUCCUUGGGGUGUGGGCUUGUUCCUUGUUCUUCUGCUUUUCUUGGUUUCUUACCAAUCUUCCUUCCAAGAACGUUGGUUUCCUCUCCUCAGCAGGUGAAGAACUCAGUGAUGAGGUUUAAUUAACUUAUAUGGCUUGACAUGAAACUUCGUUUGUAAUUAGUAAUUACUGUAAGCAAGUGAGUUCUCUCUGGAUUUUUCAUGAAACGAGAUUUGACUUGUUUGUAUCUAUUUUUGUUUGUAAUUUACUGUGAUCCGUGACUUAAUUAGUGCAUCUGAUUUGAUA
Messenger RNA from Lotus japonicus, 632 nucleotides. RefSeq lists its product as uncharacterized. The record is from RefSeq and is a predicted model, not a curated record. The transcript has a single exon. The coding region runs from base 87 to 446 and encodes 119 amino acids. Lineage: Eukaryota; Viridiplantae; Streptophyta; Magnoliopsida; Fabales; Fabaceae.